AUGCCGGCCGCCCACCCGCGGGACGAGGACCCCGCUCUGCCCGGAGGGACCCCGGGGGCUGAGCCCAGCCUGCAGGGCCUGGAGAGGACGGUGCUUGGGCCUGGCCGGAACGGGAUGUGGCCGCGCCCCCUCCCUUGCGCUCUCACACCGCUCCCGGGGCACCGGGGCCGGGGACCUUCCCACGGAGCAGGGGCGACUCUGACCCUCACGCACGGCCUGGCUCACACCGUGGGCGGUUCUAGUCUCAGCACAGCCUCCAGGGCCACGAUUCAACCCCUCGGAGAUGCAGAGACCACGACGGCCCAAGUGCAGUCCGCUCCGGCCCGAGGGACAGCUCGGGCAUCCGGCACAGUGGAGGCCACCUGUGGAGUGGGUGACCAAGAGCCUGGGAGUGGCCGUUCAGAGCCCCGAUGUGCUUCGGUGAGGUCACGCUGCUGGGGCUCCAUCCCUUUCGCCUGCUCCUGUGGCCCUUUCUUCCCGACUCCACAGCAACUGGGGCCUGACCGAGUAAGUCUAGGGGAAGGCCUGACCUCCGGUCACCAUCUCAGGCUGUGCUCGAAUGUGAGACGCACACUCGGCCUGCUGUCUGAGGUCCGAGGCCGGCCGCCUGGGGAGACUGGUGGACGGACUCCCAGUGCCCGCCCUGAGGUCCUGCAGAACCACCCAGAAGGCACCGCACUGCGGUCUGCACCGAACAAGCACGUGCCCGCCUUUACAACCGGAGCCCUUCGGAACUCCAGCAUGGAGUUUAAAGAGGAGCUAGCGGUUUGGAGGUUUCCCCUCUAAAGACACGUGAUCGGUUCCUCCCUUCAUCAAACGUGCAGAAGCGGCUGGCAAGGCGUGGGGUCCAGCAGGAGCAGCCAGACUCCGGGGUCCCCAGAGGAGGCCGGGGGCGGGGGCUUCCCCAGAAGCGGCUGCGGUCGGGGAGCCGUGAGGACAGAUCCCUCCUGGUCUCUCCGGCCCGAGGACCCACGGAGCUGAGGGCCAUGGGCACGCCCGCAGGUCCGCACACCUCAGCCCUCCCCCUACG
Messenger RNA from Dama dama (fallow deer), 1030 nucleotides. RefSeq lists its product as uncharacterized. Lineage: Eukaryota; Metazoa; Chordata; Mammalia; Artiodactyla; Cervidae. The record is from RefSeq and is a predicted model, not a curated record. Bases 1 to 786 code for a protein of 261 amino acids. The transcript has 4 exons.